Caenorhabditis elegans is the source of this 1925-nucleotide messenger RNA. RefSeq names its product Tetratricopeptide SHNi-TPR domain-containing protein (gene nasp-2). The transcript has 4 exons. Lineage: Eukaryota; Metazoa; Nematoda; Chromadorea; Rhabditida; Rhabditidae. Bases 16 to 1764 code for a protein of 582 amino acids. The record is from RefSeq and is marked reviewed.
ACUACUAACUUCAUAAUGAGCGCUUUUGCUGAUUCUACUAACAUUAUCGCUCAUGAUAAGGAAACGAUCGCGAAGAAUGUCGACUCAACGGGCGAAGAGAAAGUCGCAAUGACUAAUGUUGCUGAAGAGACUACUCCAUCCACUGAUUCCGCCACUACUAACGAGAAGACUGCAUCGGAAAACUCUCCAACCGAAGCUGCAGCCUCCGAUGUUAAGGAUGUUGCUGAAGCAUCUACUGGUGCUCAAGAGACAAACACUUCGAGUGAAACUCCAGCCGUGGUUGAAGACGAAAAGGCUUCAAUGGAAGUGUCAAUUGGUACUUCAAUCGAAGAUUCUGAAACUUCCCAGAAAGAGAUUGAAGGCGAACUUGUAGUUCCAGAAAACCCAGUCGAGGAGAUUUCACCUGAGCAAAAGAGAAAGAGCCUCUCGGAAAAUAUCAUUGCUGGGCGCCGCUUCAUGAGGACUGAUGUUUUCGACAAGGCCGUAGACGUACUCAGUGUUGCUGCUUCCAUUGCUGCUGAAGUUUUUGGAGAUGCUCAUGAGGACACCUUUGAAGCCAACUUCCUCUAUGGAAAGGCCCUUCUUGAAGUUGGAAAGCUGGAGGAUAGAGUGCUAGCCAACGCAUUGACCGACGUUCCAAAGAUGGCUGAGGGAGAGGAAGAAGUUCAAGACGGCAUCGUCGAAAACCCUGAAGAUGUUCCACAAGACGAGCGAGCUGAAAUCAAGCAAAAAGUAGAAGAAGCUCUUGGAGUCGCGUCCGAGGAGCCUGAGACCGUUGCUGACGAGGCUGUCAAGACAGAACAAAAAGAAGCUGAGGAGGACAGUGUGGAAAAGGAUGUUGAGAACUCCGACGAACAAAAUCAGGAAGAAGAGGAGGUCGUCGAGAAUGAGGCUACGGUGGAUCCAACGGAAGACGUAGAGAUGGAGGGUGUCGAAGAAGUUAAUGACGAGAAAGAAGUUGGACAAACCGCAGAAGUUGACGGUGAAGCCGAGGAGGACGAUGAAGCCGAAGACGAUGAAGCCGAUUCAAUGAAGUUGGCUUGGGAACUUCUCGAGACUUCUCGUUGCAUUGCUGACAAGAAGGCUGCUAGUCUUGCAGCCGAAAGCACUGUGGACGGGGAAGCCAUCAAGAUGUGGAAGUUGAAUCUCGCCGAUGUCCUCACUUCUCUCGGAGAGCAUGGAAUUGCUGAUUCCAAGUAUGAACAAGCACAAAAAGAUUUAACCGAAGCUAUUUCGAUCCAAACGGUGCAUCUUCCAGCAACUUCUCGUGUUAUUGCAAACACAACUCAUCUUCUGGCUAAGGCCUUCAGCUCGGACUCGUUAUUCGAACAGGCUGCAGCUCACUUCAAUGAUACUAAGAAUAUCCUUAUUGCCAAGUCGGAGGAGUUGAAGAAGCAGUUGGAGACUGUCUCGGACGACGCGAAGAGUGAUAUUCAGUCUGAAAUCAAGGAGUUGGACGGGAUCAUUCCAGAACUUGAUGCUUUCAUCGUUGAUGCUCGUGCCUCUGCUGAACAAACCGAAAAGUUGAAAUCAGAUGCCAAGAAAGAACUCGAAGGAGCUGCUGCUAUGCUUGCCAAGGUUGCUGAUGUAACUGAAGCUACUGACAUCAGCAGUAUGGUUCGUCGUCCAACUAAGCGGCCAGCUUCCGAGGAGGCUCCAGAGGAAACCAAAAAGCGCAAAUCGGGAGAUGGAGUCGACGUUGCUGUCGUCACCGAGGAGCAGGUCGUGGAGUCGACUGAAGAGCCAACACCAAUCAACGAAUAAUUCGUCGUCUUUCUCUCCAAUUUCUUGCCAUAAUAUCACAACGUUUGGUCUCAUUUUUCACCACUCACCAGCCAACCAUUCACUUUAAAUCUAUGUGGAUUUAUAGUUCAUUUCCAUUGCUAUUAUGUAUUCAAAUUGUGCUAUAAAAUCGUGGUUUGUUU